Messenger RNA from Melanotaenia boesemani (Boeseman's rainbowfish), 2877 nucleotides. RefSeq names its product NAD(P)HX dehydratase (gene naxd). The coding region runs from base 587 to 2491 and encodes 634 amino acids. Gene Ontology annotation, biological process: metabolite repair. Lineage: Eukaryota; Metazoa; Chordata; Actinopteri; Atheriniformes; Melanotaeniidae. The record is from RefSeq and is a predicted model, not a curated record. The transcript has 11 exons. Gene Ontology annotation, molecular function: ATP-dependent NAD(P)H-hydrate dehydratase activity.
GGAAAUUUUAUUUCAGAACACAUUCUAGUUAUGCCAUUAGCUAACCAACAGACUAAUUUCUUGUGCCCGAGCAGCUGAAUGGUGCCUUAGCAAUCAGGGUCUUUAGGACCCCGCAGACACCUACCAUACGUCCACUGGGCGGAGAACCAGGCGGAGAAAGGUGAAACUGACCUCAGAGGACUGAUCAGAGGUCAGUUUGGGAAUUUCCCAAUGAGGACAAAACAUGUGAAAACUGCCAGGGACACUGAACCCCAAUCAGCUCAUCCAAAAGUACUAGCUACGCAUUUUUAUAACGACGUGGAGGGAGAAAACAGAAUGCUAAGGUUUAGCUAGCAUACAAAGAGUUGACAUAUACACGCUAUUGUUAUGAUUCUAAAGUUUAAUAUAAUAAUUAUUCCACCCUCAAGUCCUCCUGAGCGAUCAAAAUGGCCAAUGGAUGGUGUUUGGGUUAGCGACGCCCCGCAGCUUUGAUGCAGCAAAGAGCAAAGAUCCAGAUCAGACGUCCAUCAUAAUCUGCAGUGUCAACAUCCCCAGACAACUCCUUUGGGUGGAGGUUAUGCUGUAAACCAGAUUGUCUGGAUUAGCUAUGCAAGCAAACACAACGCGGGGCUUCUUGUGGUCGGACGUAGAAACGAGGACCUUGUUAAACAUCUGGGGGGAGCAGGACAUUCAGGUGGCGCUAGAUGGAAACUUCAGAAAUAGCUUCGUGUACCGCGACGUUUCCCGCAGGCUGGGAGUGAUGGGGUUUGAAAGGACUCCGGAACAAUGCAGAGUGCGGAUCAAAAGCCUCAAAAGACAGUACCUGUUAGCGAAAGAGGGGAAUCUGCGGAACAAUGGACAGUAUCACAAGAUAUGUAAGUUUUAUGACACUAUGGAGAGGAUUUUGAGCAACCGACCGGUACUUGACCCGCAGGAGCUGAUGGAUAGUGGGCAGGGAGUGGAGGAGGCCGGGGAAGGCCUGGAGGAGGAUGGAGAGGAUGCUCAGGAUGCAUACCUGGAGAGCACAAGAGAAUGUCCUUAUCCUGCUGAGACUGAGGUGAAGCUGGAGUAUCCAACUGUCCCCAUCCCUAUUCCAGUUAAAGUGACAGUGGGCAAUAACAGCACCACAGUAAAACCACACAACAGCAACCAGUCAGUGUGUAAUUUGUCAACGAGAACGCCUAAAAGGCCCAGAAAACGGCGUUCAAACUUUCCCAUGGAGAAACUUAUGGAGCAGUUCUUGGAGCAGAGUGCCCAAGCUGAAGACAGCUUUUAUCGCAUGGAGGAACAGCGGCUGCAAGCGGAGGAUCGCCGUCGUGAAGCUGAGCAUGCCAGGGAGCUGCACAUGCUUCAGAUGCUUGGUCAGAUGUUCUCCGGCAUCUCCUCAGCCAGGCCCAGCUCAGCUGCCACUCCCACCAAGACUGCCCCUCCCCGCCCUCCGGUCAUCUCCACUGCCUCCUCGUCACAUGCACGUGGCCUAUCCAGUCAACACAAACGCCCUUCACCCCAGACAGACUGUUUCAACCAACAGACCCAACUGUUGAACACAGACCCACAGACAUUAGUGUUUGAGCGCUACUACAGUUUGGGCUCUUCAUCACACAAAGGCAUGGAUGAUGACAUCUUUUCACUAGUAAAGAGCAUAGUUCCUCCACUGACAUCUAAAAAGCACAAGGGACAAGAUGGACGUAUUGGGAUCAUUGGCGGAUGCCAAGACUAUACCGGUGCACCAUACUUUGCCGCCAUCUCCGCACUGAAAGUGGGAGCUGACUUGUCUCAUGUGUUCUGCACCAAAGAUGCUGCUACUGUGAUCAAAUCGUACAGUCCAGAACUCAUAGUUCAUCCUGUUCUGGACAGUCCUAAUGCUGUGGAAGAAAUAGAAAAGUGGCUCCCAAGACUUCACAGCCUUGUAGUGGGACCAGGACUCGGCAGAGAAGACGUUUUACUGAAAACAGCCAAGGAAGUGAUUGAAAGAUCCAAAGCGAAAGAUAUUCCUAUAGUCAUUGAUGCAGACGGAUUAUGGUUAGUUACACAGCAACCAUCUGUUAUUCAAGGGUACCAGAAGGGUAUCCUCACACCUAACUUCAUGGAGUUCACCCGACUGUAUGAGGCACUGCACCACGAGCCCAUGAAUGCCAGCGACCAUCAACGCAGCGUCAUGCAACUCAGUGGAGUUAUGGGCAACAUCACUCUGGUGCUUAAGGGUGAACGGGAUCUCAUUUCGGAUGGCAGCAAAGUGUACUCAUGCAGUGUUGAGGGCAGCGGGAGAAGAUGUGGUGGACAAGGUGAUCUCCUGUCUGGAUCUAUGGGAGUGCUGGCUCACUGGGCUCAUGCUGCCUCUGCAAUGGGAGUGAUCAGAAGUGUGAAUCCAUCAGUGGUUGCAGCAUUUGGUGCCUGUUCACUCACUAGACAGUGCAACAAUCAAGCGUUUCAGCGACACGGCAGGUCCACCACCACCUCAGACAUGAUUCAAGAGAUUGGCCCAGUCUUCAGGAAGCUGUUUGAAAGCUGAGAACUGUCAACAAUCCAAUUUGUUGUAUAAAGCUAUACAGUCAAUGUUUAAAUUUGAUAUCUGGACACAGCCUUAGAGUGCUGAAGAAAUGUGAUGAUCAGCAGGCUAAAUUUUAGUGUCAACUGUGGACUAUUGCUCCAGCGAAGGCACCAGGAUCUGGUGGACAAAAAUGCACACUGAUGUGUUAUUGUAAGUGUAUCAAAUGAAACUAUAAAAAGAAAACCCAACAAACAUAAUUCAGUCUCUGAAACAGUAUGUAGAAUGUGUUCACAUCAAAUGUGUCGAGGUAGCCAAAUUCUUCACAGCCAUCCAAAGAGAUUAAGGCAGUUUGAUUAAUAAGUUAAAACCAUAAGCUUGUUUGAAUAAUAAAAUAAAAGUAAAUUAGA